UUAACACCCAUUACCAAAUGAAACCGUGCUUCACAGUCUAAACCAAUUUCAUAGAAGACACAAUCAGGGAUGAGACUGUCAGUAAGAGGAUCCAAGUUUCGGUGAGCGAAGAGACACAUCCAAACCAUCCAAACCAUUACCGCAAUCGAGAUUUGAUAGAGGUAUUAUUAAAGUAUUUAUCAAUAUUAAAUAAUUUUCAGUAAGAAGAAUAUUUUGAUACAUUUACCAAAGCAGUACCACUAAAAAAGAUUUCACUGAUGCUUUAUGAAAUGUCCAUUAGGAAUGUUUCUUACUUCUACAUCAACCACUCUUAUAAAUAGAAAUAAAUCAACUUAUUUUAGUAAGCUUAAACAGUUUACUAAUAAAAUAAGUAUAAUUAACUUUAUUAAUUUAAAAGUUUUUAUACAAAAUGAAUAGAACUACUCUUAAUAAUAAUAUCUCCAAUUAAAUAUGUAGGUUAGCAAACAAUUAAUUUUUUUAACAAUCAUAUAAAUACAAUGUGUAAUAAAACUAUGUAUUAGGUGGUUCAAUAUCAAUAUUAUCUCUUAAGCCGAGUUUACACAUAACAAUGUGAUUGACAAUUUAUCGUCAUUAUUAUUGUUCAAAUUAAUCAAAAGAGUGAGUACUGUUUACACGUAACAAUUUCUUGUCGACUGUGGUACACUCAGACCUCAGUUUGCCAUUAAUGCAAUGCAUUAAUUUUUUUCACAACUGUGUUUUUGUCUGCUUAUAGAUCAAACUCCUUGUAUUUUUUAACAAUCUCUGUAUAAGCAGAGUCUUUUAUACCUGUCCGAAUAUUCUUUGUUCUUAACAAGCCACCAGGAGCUAACACUCCGAUAGAAUUCUAUAAAUUCACCCAAGAAAUUUCAAGGACUUUGUUUAACUUCCAUGUUCACCAAAAUUAAAAUUAAAAUAAUGAUAAACGAAACAACAAUAGUUCCCAUGAACAGUCUAUGCAAAUUAAAUUAAAUUGUACCAAUAAGUGGCUGCUACAUGUUUACAUGUUCCUCCUUAACAUUAUGAUUUGCAAAAAUUGAUGCCAACUGGCAUCAAUCAUCCAAUCCAAUUACAAUAAAUCAUUACAAUGUCCUGUUUAUAUGCGAUGAUAAAUCUUAAAAAUUCAAUUGUUACGAUAAAUUGCUAGCAUUUACAAGUUUUAAUUCUCAAAUCAACUGUCCUUAAUUAUUGUGUCAAAUACCUUUCAACAUUACUCAACUUUAGUAAUUAUAUAUCACAAACAUUCAACACAUCUACCUUAUAUCAAAAUUGCAGUUAUUUUGCUCAGUUUAAAAGAACACUAACUAGACAAUUCAAUAAAAUAUUUUGAUUUUUCAAUGAUGACUCAUGAAGGUAAAAUUCACAAUUAAUUUAAUAUUAAUCUCAUUCAGAUUCCUCCCUCUUCCCCAUAGUCACCAUUAUUAUUAUAUUUGGAAAAAAAUAUUAUUAUUAUAUGUUGUAUUUAUAUUUAUUUAAUAAAAAUAAUGACUGAAUAAAUUAAUGAUUAUUUUAAUAAAUAUUGAUAUGUAUAAAAUUCUGCUAUGUCUUCUAAAAUGGUAUCGUAGAAAUUUCUAUUAUUUUAUAACCGAUUGCCACAUAAAUUAUUAAUUUUGGUUCUCUAUUGCCAUUUGGCCAAACCCUAAAUUCUGUGUAUAAAAUCUACAUUCUGGAAUCUAUACAAUUAUAUGAAUAAUGCUGAAAUCCUUACUUUAAAUUUAUAUAAGCUAUCCAAGUGUCAGAAUAAAUUAAAGAAUCAGCUUUUAUAUUAUUGUUAUUUCUGAUUAAUUAGACACAAUAAUAACAGAACGUUUUGUUUUUCGGCAUAAACAACAGAACAGCAAACCAUUGAACAUCUACUGUUGUGAUAAUAUAUGCUCAGUAUUAAUUUUUUGACAUUUAUAGAAUCUUUAAUAAAUUUCUACAAUUAAAUUUAGUUAACCUUAUUGACUAAUACUAUAUUCAUCUGGUAAUUGAAUGAAUAGAUCUUAAGAAUUCAUUUUCAAACAAUAAUAGAUAAAAAUAUACUGAGCCAUAAAAUUUCAUGAUUAUUAGUGCAGUCUUUUUUUUUUUUUUAUAAAAUUGUAUGAUUAAACUAAAUUAUAGUAUGUUUUCCUUUCUUAUGAGCAAAUAAUAACUUAUCUAAUUGAUAUUAUAUUUCAUUCUGUUAUAAUAAUGGCGGGGUUAUAACAAACCAGAAUGCCAAGGUGAUAAUAAAUCAGUAUCUUAAAAUUAUUAAGCAAUGAUUGAAGCAUGUAAUUUUUUUUUAAAUUGUUCAUAUGACAUUGACCAAAUUAUCCUAAAUUGAGAUAUUAAAUAAAUAAAUAAAUAAUAGGUUUAAAUAUGAAUAGAUGUAUACGACAAAUAAAUAAAACAAAAUAUAAAAUGCAAAAUGUAGACUUGCAAUAAAAAAUAACAUAAUUAUAAUUUAAAGAAAUUUAAUUGCUGAAUGGUGGGAUUAGAUAAGUCAAUUAAUUCUGCUUCACAAAUGUAUCUCCAGGUUUUUUAGCCACAUUACUGCUACCUCUUCAGCCCUGUGUAGCCUUACUAUGGCCCCAUUGAAUUUAGUCUUGGGGCUUCAAUUAUGUAUUGUAUAGUUUGUUCCACUCCACAUGAAUACAAGGGAGAUUCUGUUUAAAUCUGUCCACACAUGUCAAGGGAGGUAGGUUGAAACUCAUAACUCUUGACAUUGGAUCUUCAAUCAAUAUUAGCAUAUAAAUGUAUAUUUUUUUUAACAAUUAAAGAUUAAUAUUGAUGGAGUAUAAGACUUAAAAAUGUGCUUAUAUUUGGGUAACAAAAAAUUUGUCUCAUGACCAGGGCACAGGACUUUUAAUACUUAAAAUCCACAAAAAAAGCAAUUUAAAAAAAUUAAUCUGUGUAUUAAUGGUAUCAAUCAGUUAUCAGUAUGAUAAUACAUAGAGUUGUACAUUUACAGAUGACUUUUUUAGUAGGUAAAUAUUUGUUUUUCGGUUUAAAAAAUUGUAAAUUAUUCAGAAAAUAAUAAUAAAUGUGUUCAAAAGUUGUGGGAUAAAUUGUAUAUGUUGGUAUAUACUGAUAUCAUUGAUUAAUCAAUGCUGAUACCCUAAGUAACUAGAAUGCUAAUCAAUUCUUAUUUUACUCACUCAUGCAAUUAUAUUACUAAAUUUUUAAAUAAAAAUUAUAAACAUCCAUAAGUAUUUCAGAAAUCAAAAAGGGCUAGGGCAUUUAAAAAACCAAAAACAUAUAUAAAUGAAAGGCAGAAGGGCCCAUAGUUUAACUUCCCUUAAUUCUGGUGGAUCAGUAUUUGCUUGACUAUAUGCCCCACUACUUAAUGUUUAAACAGCAAUUAUUAAAAAUAAUAUAAUACAUAUCUAAUAAGUAAUAACUAUUCAAUAUACAUUCUCAGCAAAUUAAUAUUAUGCUCGUGAAUAAACAAAAUUAAAAAAAAAAAGUUUGAUGAAAUGAACAAUAUUAGUCAUAAUUUAGCAAGAAUAGGCAAAAAUGAUGUUACCAUAACCAAAUUAACAGUUAAUGAUAGUAAAUAAUUUUAUUGAUAAUCUCAAUGUGAUAAAAUAAACAUCUAAUAAAUAAAAAAAAAAUUUGUUGAUUUCAUAAAUUUCAGUUUUGUAAUGGUACCUACAGGCUACUACCUUUUGUUUAAACAUAAUCUUCAAGAUAAGUUAGAUGUUGACAUUUUCAUUUUCUUUUCUGAUUAAUGUUAGAUUCCUUUUCUACUUCGGUUUCUUUUGGUUCAACACCUGGCUAUAUAUAUUAUACGCUGGUCAGUACUUCAAUAGUUACACAAUAGUUUUUCUAGUUGGUCAUGUCUUGUUGAGCUGCCCUCAAAUGUUUUUUUGUUAUAUUUAAUUAUUUUUUAGGAUUCUAUAAAUUAAUGCUCUAAAAUCUAUUUGUUUUGAAACUUGUAUAUUUGCAUACAAAUUACAUUAUAAUUACAAUAUUUUUGAAUAUUGCAAAAUACAUUUUUAUGCAAACAUUAAUAAAAAUGUCAAAUGCUCUUUCCUGGAAAAUUUUUCCCUAAAGAUUAUUCUUAAGCAUUUUUUAAUGCUAACAUUUAUAAUUUAUGUAUAAUACUCAAUUUGGCUUUUUGUCUUUUAAUUAAGUAAUUUAUUAUAUCAUCUUUAGAAUUUAUUCUAAUUUGUUUAUGUUUAGAUAAAACACUGAAUAUAUUCAAUAACACGAGAUCAAGAUGAGUGAUAAUGAACAUGAUGUUGAAGCGGAGAACGCAGAAAAGAGAGCACAUCAUAAUGAAUUAGAGCGUAAACGACGUGAUAAUAUUAAAAACAGCUUCACAAGUUUGAGACAUUCUAUUCCGUCAUUACAAAGCCAAAAAGUUGCAAGCCGUGCCUCAAUAUUAAAAAAAGCAGCUGAUUAUAUACUGUCCAUGAGGCGCAGAAAUAUAUCCCAUCAACAAGAUAUUGAUGAUCUCAAACGGCAGAAUGUUAUUUUAGAAUCUCAGAUAAAAACAUUGGAGAAAGCCAAGGCCACUGGAAAUUAUGCUAUGAAUACUCACAAAUUAGAUUUAGAUAUGCUAGAGUCAGAAAAUUCUGAUACAUCAGAUGACGAACUUCAGAAGUCUAGAGAAAUAUUAAAAAAACAAAAGUUUGGUCAGUAA
Cinara cedri is the source of this 4606-nucleotide messenger RNA. Lineage: Eukaryota; Metazoa; Arthropoda; Insecta; Hemiptera; Aphididae. The record is from the annotation of a GenBank genome assembly.